AUACAUAUAUUUUUUUUAAUUGACCAAAAUACUUGUUCUCUCCACGGCUCAACUUUCUACCCGAAAAGAUGGAAUAACUAUAAAAUUUCUCAUCGUAUUUUACACGCAAACCAUAUUUAUUGUGGUUAUUUAUAAGCUCUUACACCAUAUAAUACUUUCUUAGUACCAUAGAAAAUACUCUUCACCAGCUAACAUGUCUAGUUGUUAUUUCAGGUUAGAUGUUUCGAGUUGUCUGAAUGAGCUGUUUGAUUCAAGAUACUGUGUUGAGAAAAGUAAGACUGAUAUUGCUUUACCAUUGGAUAAGUUGUCUUUGGAUUUAUUAAAACAAGUGGAGGGGCCAUCAAGUCCUGCGAGGAGGAAAAGGACAUCUGUAAUUCUUGUAUCAACAGGAAGUUUCAAUCCUCCAACUUAUAUGCACUUGCGUUGUUUUGAGUUGGCAAGAGAUGCAUUGACUUCAGAAGGAUUUUGUGUGAUUGGAGGUUACAUGUCACCAGUAAAUGAUGCAUAUAAGAAGAAGAGUCUUAUAUCUGCUGAGCAUCGUGUUGCAAUGUGCGAGUUAGCUUGUAAAAGCUCAGAAUUUGUUAUGACGGAUCCCUGGGAGGCAGGUCAGGAUAGCUAUCAACGAACAUUGGCAGUUCUUUCUAGAAUAAAAACCGCUGUCGGUGAUGGAAGUUUGGCAUCCACUGAAGACGUCAAGGUCAUGCUAGUAUGCGGUUCUGAUCUGCUAGAAUCUUUCAGCACACCUGGUGUUUGGAUACCUGAGCAGGUCAGGGCCAUAUGUAGAGACUUCGGCUUGGUUUGUGUCCGAAGAGGUGGCCAGGAUGUUGAAAAGAUCAUCCCCAAUGAUGAUAUUUUGAAUGCAUAUAAGAGGAAUAUCCGAGUCGUGGAUGAAGUAGUGCCAAAUGGAAUCAGUUCAACGAGACUAAGGGAUUGCAUCUCAAAAGGUUUGUCAGUGAAGUACUUGACAGCAGAUGAAGUAAUUGAUUAUAUCAAACAACACAAUCUUUACAAAGAACAAUUAUCCAACAACUGAAUCUGGAGAUUUUUUUAUUUUUUAUUUUUAUUUUUUAGUGUGUGAGAAAUAAGCAUACAGAUCUUGUUGAGGGAGUUCAUGGCUUCAUGUGAUUAUGAGAACUGGAAAAAAAAAAAAAAGAUUUCAUUAAAAGUUCAUCUAUUUAUGAAGCAUAAUUGGCUUUGCCUUUCC
This is a messenger RNA of Capsicum annuum, 1204 nucleotides long. RefSeq names its product nicotinamide/nicotinic acid mononucleotide adenylyltransferase. Bases 194 to 1033 code for a protein of 279 amino acids. The record is from RefSeq and is a predicted model, not a curated record. The transcript is spliced from 11 exons. Gene Ontology annotation, biological process: NAD+ biosynthetic process. Lineage: Eukaryota; Viridiplantae; Streptophyta; Magnoliopsida; Solanales; Solanaceae. Gene Ontology annotation, molecular function: nicotinate-nucleotide adenylyltransferase activity; nicotinamide-nucleotide adenylyltransferase activity.